AAUGCCAUUCCAGAAACCAGUUGGUGUCAAAGUGGACGGCAAUCAGAUACCACCAAAUUUUAUCCGUCCUCUUCGUGAUAAAAGGGCUUUGAUUGGUCAACGAAUUGUGCUUGAAUGUCAAAUCGACGGACACCCUGAUCCUGUAAUCAAAUGGUUAAAAGAUGGCCAUAAUGUCUCCCAAUGCCCUGAUUAUGAGUUGAGCGAAUUGGGCAAGUCUUAUCGCUUAACUGUGCACAAAGCUCAAGCUGCCGAUUGUGGUCGUUUUACAGUACAGGCAAUGAAUGCUGUAGGAAUAAAGCAGUCAAGUUGUGUAUUAAUUGUUGCUCCUGCACCUACUCCUAUCCCUGGAGCUGUUACUAGCGUAACAAGUUCUCCUGCACCACCACAAACACCCGUCGGGCCCUCGGCUCCUUUGUUUAUUAAAGAACUCAAGCAUCAACCACUACGUCUGGGCAAUGCUUCAGUCUUUGAGGCUAGAGUUGUGGGAGUUCCUUUAUUACAAAUUGAAUGGCGGAAGAAUGGCGAGCCACUUAACAACUACAGGCAAAUAUUUUUAAUCAUAUUUUUUUUCAUUUUCGAAUUUUGUUAUACUCCUAAUAAUUACAACUUUUGA
Meloidogyne enterolobii is the source of this 613-nucleotide messenger RNA. The record is from the annotation of a GenBank genome assembly. Lineage: Eukaryota; Metazoa; Nematoda; Chromadorea; Rhabditida; Meloidogynidae.